Messenger RNA from Portunus trituberculatus (swimming crab), 799 nucleotides. RefSeq lists its product as uncharacterized. Lineage: Eukaryota; Metazoa; Arthropoda; Malacostraca; Decapoda; Portunidae. The record is from RefSeq and is a predicted model, not a curated record. Bases 300 to 713 code for a protein of 137 amino acids. The transcript is spliced from 2 exons.
UCGACUUUCUUGUUGCAGUAGUAUUAAUAUGUGAGGGGAAAAUUGAUGCCUUUCUUCCUUGCAAUCUUGAGAACCGUCCCUUCGAGAGAUUUGUCAGUUAUAGAUCUGUCACCGUCAGAUGUAUUUAAUGAAAAAUAUUUUUACUUCUGAGUCUGUAACCAGGAGUUGAACAUAGUAGUCAGUUGAAGUGACAACACUUAUAACACUUUAAUCAAAUUUCACAGUUCUUUCCCUAAAUCAUGUAGGAGUGAGGUAGAUUCUGCUUUUGAUAUUGACGGUAAUCUAUACAAAAAACAUUAAUGACGCGGAAGAGAAGACUGCCUGAGUUUAUAGAUCUUAACUAUUCUUUCUUUCUUUUUUUAAUCUCCAGGCAGCAACAGAAGCCAACUGGGAAGAGGAGUGCAGUAGAAGUAGCGGAGCGCCGAGCACAGGCCGAAGAAGCCUUUCAAAUUUGGCUGUCAAGGAAGAAAGACCAGUUGCGCCUUGAGAAAAAACUGCGUGGUGAGCGACGGCGCCUCGAGGACCAAAGUCGCUAUGCUCGAACCAAAAACGAGUGUGAACUAGCAUAUAAGGAAUGGUGUCGUCGCAAGCGGGAAGAGGUGCGGACCACAACUCGCUCAAGCGGUGCUGUACCCCGCUCUCAGUCACUAGAGCGGCCAUGGAUGCAGGAAAAGACCCGGAAACUGUAUUCAGCUUAUCUCAACAACCGCUAGAUUCUUUUUUGCUGCCGCCAGAAACUGUCAUUUCCAAGCAACUGUAAAAGAAAAAAAAAUAACAAUGAAAUAAAACAAGGUUUUUC